This is a messenger RNA of Ramularia collo-cygni, 870 nucleotides long. Its product is annotated as related to cell division control protein 14. The coding region runs from base 1 to 870 and encodes 289 amino acids. NCBI's taxonomy places the organism in Eukaryota, Fungi, Ascomycota, Dothideomycetes, Mycosphaerellales, Mycosphaerellaceae. The transcript is spliced from 2 exons. The record is from RefSeq and is a predicted model, not a curated record.
AUGGAAGCACUGCUGUCGCUCUCGUUCGACAACAUAUCGUCGCGCGACUCGACCAAGAUCCGCAAAGGAAUCCGGCAGAUUGAAGGCCUGGUGGCCCAGAUCAUCCUGUCCAAACCCUCGGGGCGAUCACCACACAAGAGGAAGUCAUCGGCGCUCAACGACAAGCAGCAAGAUGGACCGAAACAGCUUGGAGAGCUGAAGCAAGAUGCGGCCUUUCGAGAAUUCUUCCGCCUCCAGAAUGGCUUUCAAUGGAAUGUUGCCUCACGCCUGCUAUCGACACUSGAAUGUCUCAUGGGAAUGGGCAACCCAGACGAUACGGAUCUCCUCAUCCUCGCUGCACUCGACCUGCUCCAAGGCAUAUUACUGCUGCACCCUCCCAGCAAGUGCCUCUUCGACCGCGCCACAUACAUGAACCUUUUACUCGAUCUCCUCGAUGCGAACAAUCCACCGAAGAUGCAGUCGCAAACGCUGCUAGUACUCGUGGCUGCGUUACUGGACUGUCCGCGGAAUACACGCACCUUCGAGUCUAUCGAUGGGCUGCUCACGGUCACCAGCUUGUUCAAGAGCCGGUCAACUACAAAGGAGGUCAAAAUGCGCUCACUCGAGUUCCUCUACUUCUACCUCAUGCCAGAAGCUCCCGUUGUCCCAUUUGAAAGCACGAGUGCACCCAAUACUGCAGUGCUGCAGAGAAAUCCCGACAAGCACGACAUUCGAGCAGAAAUAUCCAGGACACAUGCCGGAGACAUGGAAGUCGACGAGGUAAACCCAGACACGAGAACCACAGACGAAAAGCAGAUGCUGCUGGGAGAAUACCUCAGCAAUGUAGCUGAGCUUGUCGAAGACUUGCAAGAGAGUGCCCCAUUUGGUUGA